Messenger RNA from Fraxinus pennsylvanica, 1704 nucleotides. NCBI's taxonomy places the organism in Eukaryota, Viridiplantae, Streptophyta, Magnoliopsida, Lamiales, Oleaceae. The record is from the annotation of a GenBank genome assembly.
AUGGCGGGUCAAUCGAGAAAGUGGAUGAUUCUCGUGGCUACUAUAUGGAUUCAAGCGUUUACAGGUACGAAUUUCGACUUUUCAGCAUAUUCGUCGGAGUUGAAGGCGGUAUUGGGGGUUUCGCAAGUGCAGUUGAACUAUUUAGCGACGGCGUCGGACCUUGGCAAGGCGUUGGGGUGGUCGUCGGGGCUGGCGUUGAUGUACCUUCCGCUGUGGAUGGUUAUGUUCUUGGCUGCGGCAAUGGGAUUGAUUGGGUAUGGCGUGCAGUGGCUUGUGAUUAGGAAUAUCAUUGCCUUGCCAUAUUUUGUGGUGUUUUUAUUGUGCUUAUUAGCUGGAUGUAGCAUCUGUUGGUUCAAUACAGUAUGUUUUGUUCUCUGCAUAAAGAAUUUCCCGGGUACUCGACCGCUUGCUCUAGCUCUUACAGUGAGUUUUAAUGGAGUAAGUGCAGCGUUAUACAACCUUGCUGCAAAGUCACUAAACCCUUCUUCUACUUCAUUGUAUCUUCUUCUCAAUGCAUUCAUUCCCCUUUUCACAUCCAUUGCAGCACUUAUCCCCAUUCUUUGCCAACCACCCCUAGAUCCUCUCUCUCCAGAUGCUGUCAAACGAGAGCAAUUAACAUUCCUUAAAUUGAACUUACUGGCCAUCAUCACAGGCCUCUAUCUUCUCUUCCUGCACUCAUCAAACGCAUCAACUGCUGGUUUUCUAUUUAUAGGUGCCAUUUUUCUCCUCAUUCUCCCUUUAGGUAUCCCAGGUAUUAUCUAUGCUAGAGAUUGGUUCAAGCGCACAAUUUACAAAAGCUUCCAGUUUGAGGGGUCGGGUUUUAUGCUUGUCAAUGCUGAUGAUCUUGAACUACAUAAAGAGCUCCUUAGUCGGGAGAAUAGUGUAGCCAGUGGACUAAUCUAUACUGUUAAUGGUGAGGAUUCUGUUCGUGGAAUUUCUAGACAAAACACUAGAGCCAGUGAAGGGUGUUCUUGUGAUACAGUAAUAGGCCAAGAUCGACUGGUAAUGCUUGGUGAAGAGCACAAGGCAAAAAUGCUUGUUUCUAGGAUAGAUUUUUGGUUAUACUAUCUAGCAUAUUUUUGUGGGGGCACAAUUGGACUUGUGUACAGUAAUAAUCUUGGGCAGAUAGCACAAUCACUUGGACAAAGUUCAAUGACUUCCAGGCUCAUCACAAUGUAUUCAUCCUUCUCCUUCUUCGGCCGUUUGCUUUCAGCAACUCCGGACUUCAUACGAACGAAGUUCUACUUUGCAAGAACUGGGUGGCUGGUCAUUGCGCUUUUGCCUACGCCAAUUGCCUUCUUCUUGCUCGCUGCAACUGGCACGGAGAUGGCACUCCAAGCAGGCACGGCUCUUAUUGGAUUAAGCUCGGGAUUCAUAUUUGCUGCUGCUGUUUCAAUAACAUCCGAGCUUUUCGGACCAAACAGUGUAGGAGUCAACCACAACAUUCUCAUCACAAACAUCCCUGUUGGUUCACUUGUCUAUGGCUUUCUUGCUGCUACUUAUUAUGAUUCUAAUGCUGAUUCAAGGCCAGGACUCCUGACUGACUCGGUGGUUUGCAUGGGAAGAAAAUGCUAUUUCUUGACUUUUGUAUGGUGGGCUUGCAUUUCUAUCUUGGGGCUGGCCUCAAGUUUGAUACUAUUCUUGAGAACUAGGCUUGCCUAUGACAGAUUUGAAAGAAAUAGAUUGUCAACAAUAUUGGGUUAA